Molecule: messenger RNA, 2933 nt
Organism: Saccostrea echinata
Lineage: Eukaryota; Metazoa; Mollusca; Bivalvia; Ostreida; Ostreidae
Product: ubiquitin carboxyl-terminal hydrolase 49-like
Exons: 16
Coding region: 18-2090 (690 amino acids)
Biological process (GO): protein deubiquitination
Cellular component (GO): cytoplasm
Molecular function (GO): zinc ion binding; cysteine-type deubiquitinase activity
Source: RefSeq, a predicted model, not a curated record
CUAGCUUUCAGUUAUAAAUGGACAAUUGUAAGCAUCUAUCAGCCAUUAAGAAAUGGAGCCAUUCAAUACUAAAUCCCCAAAAGUGGAUGUGUUAUGCCUGUGGAACUACAGAGAGUGUCUGGGCAUGCCUUAGUUGUCCUAGUGUAGCAUGUGGAAGAUUCAAUGAGGAACAUGCUCUUAAACACUUUAAAGAAACUCAGCAUCCAUUAUGUCUGGAGGUCAAUGAGAAAUAUGUAUAUUGCUACCAAUGUGAUGACUAUGUCCUGAAUGAUAAUGUGUCGGGGGAUCUGAAGAUUCUGAGGAAUGCCCUAAGUGCUAUAGCCACCCAGACCUUUACAGAUGUGGAGUCGCGGGGGAGGAGGUUACUCAGAUCUUACUCCCACACUGCUGUCGUCUCACCCUCCAGAACAGAUGAAGAUGACAAGAUAGUUACAGCAGAUUUUCAUAGAAAACAGGUGUUACUGAGGAAGACAUUUAUAGCAUGGAAAUUGUACACACAAGGGAAAUACAUUGAGAUACAGCGAACACCAGAAAAGAGGAAAAUAAAGUCGUCCGUGGAAUGGAGCCCCGUUAUUAAAAGGAGAACCAUAAUUCCAGGAAUGACUGGUUUACGUAAUCUUGGCAACACCUGUUACAUGAACUCUGUACUUCAGGUGUUAAGCCACUUAGAGGAAUUUCGAGACUUUUUCCGACAUCAGAUCCAGCCUAGUCCCAGUAGAGUUACCUCCCCUGAGAGCAGUCCCCACUCUUUAGUUGGGAGGAAGUCUUUAACUCCGGUGACCCUAUCUCCAAGAGCCCCAAAGAAUUUCUAUUCCAAGCCAGCAAAGAGACUGUUUAGUCGACAAACCACUAUAGAAUGCUUUGAGCAUUUGAUGACACCAGAAAGAAAUCCAGGGACCCCUACCAAAGAGAGACCAGGAGGUUUAAAUGGAGGGUCACAACUGACCACGCCUAUUAAGGGGAAACUAUUGUUAUCUGUAGAGAAAAAAGUGCCAUCCAGUAACAUAUCACUUUGUCAAGAGCUGAAUGGUCUUUUCCGAGUGUUAUGGUCUGGGAAUUGGGCACAGGUCAGUCCCCAUGGCUUCCUCCAGGCCGUGUGGAAAAGGAUCCCCAUGUUUAAAGGCCAUGCCCAGCAUGAUGCUCAAGAAUUCCUCUGUGAAUUGUUGGAUAAAGCUCAGAAUGAGCUGUGUGACCUUGACCUGUUUGACAUUAUAUCAGAUAUAUUUCAAGGUGAACUGGUCAGCCAGGUGAAGUGCCUUGUUUGUGGAAAUAUUUCGGAAACAAAGGAGCCAUUUAUGGAUCUCUCUUUGGAAUUCCCAGAAAGAUACCAGUUUACAUCUCUCAAUGCAAGCAUAGCUCAGGACAUCUGUCACAUUACAGAAAUGUUAUACAAAUUUACAGAAGAAGAAACUUUAGAGGGGAGGAUUUACCAGUGUGAAAAUUGUAACGCUCGAAGGAAAAAGAGGACUUCAAAUUCUAUCUACACUGAGGCACAGAAAAGACUGCUGCUGAAAAAACUCCCAAAUGUGCUAAGACUGCACCUCAAAAGAUUCAGGUGGUCAGGCAGGAACCACAGGGAGAAAAUCUCCACUCAGGUAGCUUUUGAUGAUGUCCUAGAUGUUGAACCAUUCUGUGAUAAGUCAGAUAUGGAGAAGGGGCAGAGCUAUACAUAUAAUCUGUUGGGGGUCAUCAUUCACCAUGGCAGAGGCUUUGGGAGUGGUCACUACACGGCCUGCUGCUGGAAUGCAGAAGCUAAUUCAUGGAUCAAUUGCAAUGAUUCAAGAGUAAAAAUAUGUUCCAAAGAGGAAGUAUUAUUGAGCCAGGGGUACAUUCUUGUUUACACCAAAAAUGUUCUUGAAGAUUUAUCUCCUUUGGAAAACUCAAACUCAAGUGUUGAAUCCAAGUGCUCCACAGGCAGAAGUCCUUUACAAAAAAACUUAUCCAAGAAAGUGGAUGCAGAUAUAACAUUUAAUUUUAAAACUUCCUCAGCUGAUGAAAUGACAUUGAAAUCAAGAAAAAGAAGUCGGGACUCACAUAUCCUCCAACCAGAACAAAGGAUCAUCAAAAGACGUAGAUCUACUUUGUGGUAGCAAAAACAAAGAGAGUAGAUCCUGUAAUUAAUCGUUAUAAGUUUACAGUUUGUUAUGUCAGGCAGCAGAACAUGACUUGUAUUUGUUUUAUGUCUUUUGUUUUAAAUAGGAAUAAUUAAACUGCAUUAGUUUACAUUGUUCGGAAAGAAACCCAAAGAAUAAUUGUAGCAUUAAAUAGGUUUAAUUAAGGUAAUACACUGUAUAUUUACAUUAAUAGUAUAAUAAUUUUUACAACCUAUGAAAAAAGUUUUGGAGGGGUUACUGUAUACAGGGAAAUUUUUGCCCCCUUUUUAUUUUCGACUCUUUCGCCCUACUCACAGGUGGGCGAAUUGAAAAUGGGGCAAAUUCGAAGAACACAGUAAAAAUUUUUAUACAGAACUGUGACUGGACGAAUUUAAAAUUGGGCAAAAUUGUGAAAGUGUAAAGUGUGAAAGGGCGAAAAUAAUACGGGGCGAAAAUAACCCUGUAUAAGGUAUAUAAGUUACAUUAUCAAUUUUAUUCAGUGCCGUAUACUUUGAUUGAUGUUGAGGUUAUCAAACAUUGAAUUUUCAUGAAGAAAGAUUAAAUCUUAAUUUUUAAUUUUGGGGGAGGGGAGGAGGUGAAGAAUGGAAACUAAAAAUGGCUUAAAUUUUGAUGUACCGGUAGUCCACAUUGAUUACUGGAACUCCCUCAUAAAAAUUGAUAUUCUGUGGCAAUUCUGACAUUUUCUUCAGGUAUAAACAUUACUGGGGUUAAAACCUCUCGUAAUAACAAAUUCAUCCUCAUUUAAGUGCUUUUGUAGGAGACAAUUUGAUGGCAUUAAAACAAUCAGAAGUCUCAGGGAUUUUAUGAUGAUCUUUUCUC